CGCGCGGGCCACACUUCUCGCUAGUCAAAGUGUGAUCCCUCGCUCCCCCGCCACCACCGCCGCUGCCGCUGCCAUGUCCGCCGCCGCCGCCGCCGCCGCCGCCGGCGGCCGAGGUCUCAAAUCCGUCUCCCGCGCCGCCUUCUCCUGGAAGCCGACGGGCCGGGCGCAGCAGACGCUCGCGGCGGCGGUGAGCAGGUCGGGCGUGGGGCUCCACUCGGGCGCGCGCGCCACCGCCACGCUGCUCCCUGCGCGCGCCGGCGAGGGGAGGUACUUCGUCGUGGAGGAGGCGAGGGUGGCGGCGGAGGCGGGGAAUGCCGAGCCACAGUCUCCGCUCUGCACCACGCUGCGGAGCGGGAGCGGGAGCGGCGGCGCGCGGGUGCGCACGGUCGAGCACUUGCUCUCGGCCAUGGAGGCGCUCGGCGUCGACAACUGCCGCGUCGAGGUCAGCGGCGGCGAUGAGAUCCCUUUGCUUGAUGGAUCAGCGCAAGAGUGGGUGGAGGCCAUCCGGGGUGCAGGUCUGUGUGCGGCCGAGGAUAUCAGUGGACAAAAGUUGGAGAAACUGGCACCCAAAAUCGACGAGCCUGUUUACCUGCGGAAGGACGAUUGCUUUGUAGCUGCAUUCCCUUCCUCGCAAAUCCACAUCACCUAUGGAAUUGAUUUUCCAAAGGUGCCAGCGAUUGGUUGUCAAUGGUUCAAUACAUUCCUGGAUGCUGAUAUAUACUCAAGCAAGAUAGCUCCUGCAAGAACUUUCUGUAUUUUUGAAGAGGUUGAAAAAAUGCGUGGUGCUGGGCUUAUAAAAGGAGGAUCACUGGAAAAUGCUAUGGUUUGCAGUAUGUCUGGUGGUUGGCUUAAUCCACCACUUCGUUUUGAUGAUGAACCUUGCCGCCACAAGAUUUUAGAUCUUAUAGGUGAUUUCUCACUUCUUGCACGGAAUGGCAGCCAGGGUUUUCCAAUUGCUCAUAUAGUUGCCUACAAGGCUGGUCAUUCCCUGCACACCAGUUUCCUACAUCAUUUAUCGGGGAAGACUAGUGUGGACCAAGCAACGCUUGCUUAACGAUUUUGGAGCGCAUGGUGGCGGGUAUUGUUCAUAUGUUGGUGAUAGUGAUGCUCAACAAGAAGAUGGCAGAUUUCAGCAUACGGUACUAACAAUCAUGUGAUGGUCCUCAUCCUGACAGUCGGACUGGUGUCAGCUCAUAGUUAGAUUAAAAUCCUACCAUAUCUCUGAGUACUCAUAUAUCUCCAUCUCUGGCAAGUGAUUUCUUUUGUUUCAUGAACCGACACCAGAAAGGAUGGCAUUUGCGAACAUUUUUCAUGGCAGUUUAAGUUAUAGGGGAUGCCAUUUUCUUAAGAAGAGCAUGACAAAAAAAACUGUCAGUUAACAUUACAGCAGUAUUUCUCAUGCUUUCUGAAGAUUGAUCUGAAGAAUUAUGUUUGUA
This is a messenger RNA of Triticum aestivum (bread wheat), 1436 nucleotides long. RefSeq names its product probable UDP-3-O-acyl-N-acetylglucosamine deacetylase 1, mitochondrial. The record is from RefSeq and is a predicted model, not a curated record. Gene Ontology annotation, biological process: lipid A biosynthetic process. Gene Ontology annotation, molecular function: UDP-3-O-acyl-N-acetylglucosamine deacetylase activity. Bases 74 to 1054 code for a protein of 326 amino acids. The transcript is spliced from 7 exons. Lineage: Eukaryota; Viridiplantae; Streptophyta; Magnoliopsida; Poales; Poaceae.